Molecule: messenger RNA, 5585 nt
Organism: Gekko japonicus
Lineage: Eukaryota; Metazoa; Chordata; Lepidosauria; Squamata; Gekkonidae
Gene: RUSC2
Product: RUN and SH3 domain containing 2
Exons: 12
Coding region: 213-4421 (1402 amino acids)
Cellular component (GO): cytoplasmic vesicle
Molecular function (GO): protein binding
Source: RefSeq, a predicted model, not a curated record
AAGAUGACCCAGGACAGACGUCAUUCCACCUCCACGGUGGCAAGGCCACCUUCCACCUGCACGAGCUGGCCCUGCCGCCCUUCCGCCUGCACGACACCAAGCCCGUCGUGAAGGCCUGGAGCGCCAGCAGCCGCUUGGACGUCGCAGAGGGCCAAGAAGACGAGCUGGCCGGCGACGGCGCCCGGAAGAAGAGCCGCCUGGCCUCAGACUGCAUGGAGCUGGACGAGUACGGCUGCCCGCGAGGGGGGGACUCCUCCAGCUUCUCCUUCGAGCAGGACUGGGCCAGUGACCCCGACGAGCUGCUGCCCGGCCAGGAGGCGGGGCGCAGCCGGACGUGCAGCUGCUCCAGUUCCGAGCUGCAGCGCUGCCGGUGCCACAGCCUCUCCAGCCACUCUGAGCCGGCGGACCAGCAGAUGGGCGACAUCAGCGACUCGUCCUGCAACAGCUCCGACGGGGUGCUGGUGAACUUCAGCGCCCUCUACCGCAAGAUGAACGGCCACGCCCACUCCAACCUGAACUCUGCCAACCUGUCAUGCGACUCUUCCUCGGACAGCCACUCGGACACGGGGGCCUUUUAUCUGGACUUGCACUCAUCGCCCGUGGAGCCGAAGGUGUCCUGCAAGACGCACCACCUGGAGGGGUCCGGGAAGGCCUGCGGGUGCCACCACCCGUCCUCGCCCGUCCUGGAUGCCAACUGCAAUUCCUACCUGCCCCCGUGCGAGCCCUGCGCCUCGGAGGGCUCCGACCUCACCGCCUGCUUCCAGAGCCAAGCACGGCUGGUGGUGGCCACCCAGAACUACUACAAGCUGGUCACCUGCGACCUGUCUUCCCAGUCCUCCCCCAGCCCGGCCGGCUCCUCCAUCACCAGCUGCUCGGAGGAGCACACCAAGGCCAGCCCCCUCCAGCCCACUGAGUACUACCUGUUCCAGAGGCCUCAGGCCCCGCCGGAGGAGGAGAGCAGCGACACCGAGGACUCCAGCAGGGGAGGCUCGCGGGGGGAGGCAGCCGAGGGGAAUGCCAUCGAGGGGCAGGUUUACGUCAACGUCUCCCCCCCCACCCUCGCCGGCGGGAGGCAGCGUUCCCGCAGCUACGACCGCAACCUGGACCGGAGCCCCACCGGCCGGCUGGGCUCGCUGGAGCGCAUGAUGAGCUGCCCGGUCAAGCUGAGCGACAGCUCUGCCCUGGCCGCCCAGGGCUCCCCCCCCAAGCGGGUCACUUCCUUUGCCGAGCUGGCCAAGGGCCGGAAGAAGACGGGCUCCUCUCCCCCGCUUCGGGCCAGCAGGGACUCUUCCCUCGAGUUCACCCCUGUCCCCGAAUACCAGAAAGGCAGCUCUGUCUUCCUGGAGGACCGGGGCCGACACAGCCAGAGUCUCCCUCCCCUGCCCCUGCUCCACCCCCUCAGCCGCAGCCCCGAGCAAGGAGGGGGCGCCUCCAGAAAGGACUUGCGGUGCCGGGAGGGCCUUGAGCAGCCGUUUCCUUCAGCUGUGGCGGAGACAGGGGCCAGUCCCGCCAGCAGCAGCAGCAGCCUGGGACAGAAGGACAUACGAGCCCGCGCAGAUGGCGGGACGGCGGAGAGCAAGGCGGUGGUGCGCUACAGCAAGGACCAGCGGCCGACCACGCUGCCCAUCCAGCCCUUUGUGUUCCAGCACCACUUCCCCAGACAGCCCAAGGGGCGGGCCCUGCACAGCCACCUCGCCUCCAGCCUCUCCCAGCUCUACAGCCUCUCGGCCGCUGGCCGCUCGGCCGGCCAGCAGCUCUCCUCCACCUCCCAGUCCUCGGCCUCCGCCACCUCCGCCGACCAGCCCAUGGGGGUGGGGACCCUGGGGCCGGGUCAGCGCUCGGCGGACGGGGCCGCCUCCCUCGCUGACGGCUGCGCCAGGAAGCCCGUCCCGGAGACCACUCGCCCGUCCCCGCUGGGCAGCUACUCCCCCGUGCGAAGCAAUGUGCCUUUCUUCCAGAACGUGGACUCUUCCUCCUCCUCCUCCUGCUCUGCGACGCCUGAGAGUCACCCUCCCCGGAGCCGGUCCUGCCCCGUCUCUGCCAACCUCCUGCCCACCGGGCCUUCCCCGGCCCCCCACGCCGGCACCCGUGCCAACCCCGUGCACAAGAAGGAGAGCCCCCAGCUGGCCCCCAGGGUGCUGCCAGAGCAGAGCGGGCCGCCGGACGAGUACCAGCUCCACGGCAGCUCCCUCCCUCCUUUGGCGACCGAGGGGCUGAGCUUGUCCGGGGCAGGGGGGCCCGCCAACCCCCCGUGGAAGGCUGGCUGCAGUGAUCCCGUCAGCGCUGGGUCCCUGGGCGCCAUGGGGCCCCGCCCCCUGAACGCCCACCACCUCUCUCCGCAAGCACUCAAGUGGCGGGAGUAUCGGCGAAGGAACCCCCUGGGGCUGGACGGCGUCUCGGGGCUGGCAGGGCUGACGGGCAGCCUGGACUGGAGGCGGCAGGAGGGCCGGCUGCCCUGGAGGAACCCCAUCUUUGAGUUCCCAGGUGCCCUGAAUGCGGGACGCAACACCUGCCGGCUCAAUGGACAGUCCAUGAAGCUCCCACCGCUCAACUACUCCGACUUCUUCCCGGACUAUUUCUCCCUGGCGGAAAAGCCCCCCGCGGAAUUCUGCCUGUCGCCGGAUGGAAACACGGAGUCCGUCUCCAUCGACCUGCUGCAGAAGAAGGGGCUGGUCAAGGCGAUCAACACAGCCGUGGACCUGAUCGUGGCCCAUUUCGGGACCAGCAGAGACCCUGGGGUGAAGGCCAAGCUGGGGAACAGCUCGGUGAGCCCCAACGUGGGGCACCUCAUCCUGAAGUACCUGUGCCCGGCCAUCCGCGACGUCCUGGGCGACGGGCUCAAGGCCUACGUGCUGGACGUGAUCGUCGGCCAGAGGCGGAACAUCCCGUGGAGCGUGGUGGAGGCCUCCACUCAGCUGGGCCCCUCCACCAAAGUCCUCCACGGCCUGUACGGCAAGGUCAGCCAGUACUAUUGUCAUGCCCUCCCCAGCUUGCUUGAGGCUACUACCCGUUUCUCCUGGCUGCAUUUGCUUCACAUCCGGUCAUUGGAGUUCUGGUUUAACCACCUGUACAACCACGAAGACAUCGUCCAGGCGCACUACCAGCCGGUGGGCUUCCUGUCGCUGGCGCACGGCGUGUGCCAGGGCCUCUUUGAGGAGGUGCUGCUGCUGCUCCAGCCGCUCUCCCUGCUGCCCUUCAGCCUGGACCUCCUCUUCGAGCACCGCCUCCUGCAGAUGGGCAAGGAGCAGCGGCAGCAGAAGGAGCUCCUCCGCACCCAGCAGGGCCUGGUCCUCUCCGCCCACUCCACCCUCCAGCUGAUGAGGACCCGGGGCGGCAGCGGCAGCAGUAGCAGCGACCGGAGCUGGGGGGCCGAGGAGGACCCGGGGCGGCACCGCGUGGAGGCGGAGGAGGAGGAGGGCCGAGCCAAGGGUGUGGGGGCCCCCAGCGGAGGUGGCAGGAAGGAGGAGGAAGAGGAGGCGGUGGUGGAGUGCAGAGAGGGCCCGGAGGCCGCCGCAGCCGCCGCCGCGGAGCUGAGGAAGGGCAAGCAGGCCAGCUGGUGGUACCAGCUCAUGCAGAGCUCCCAGGUCUACAUCGAAGGGUCGGCGGCAGAAGGUGCUCGCUUCAUCCGCUCCGAGCGGAAGAAGAAGGUGGGCACGGGGGUGGCGGCACUCAAGCAGCAGGCCGAGGCCAGGAAGGGGCCGCCCCCGAGGGAAGGGGUGGUGGAAGGGGCCGAGGCCUGCCCCAUCACAGAGGAGGGACCCGUCCACGAGGUGCCCCGCGCCAAGGCCGCCCCGGAGCCCGCCCAGAAGCCGGAGCCCUCGGUCAAGGAAGAGGUGAAGGAGAAGAGCCGCCCCUUCUGGAUGGGCAGCCCGCCAGACUCGGAGCUCACAGAGCUGAAGGGCACCAGGGAGAAGGAGCGCGGGCCAGCCCCGAGCCACGGGGUCCCGGAGCAGAGCAGCGCCUGCAGCCCCGAGAGCAGCCAGCCCAAGUGGGGGCACCUCUUCGGCUCCCGGAAGGCCACCAAGGAGCCCAAGCAGACCGGCAGCCUUCUUCCCAGGAUGCCAUCUGGCUGGCUGAGCCUGGACCGCUCCGUGUUCCAGCUGAUGGCCCAGACCGUGGGGGCCGGCGUGUGGAAGGAGGCCGCCUCGGAGCCUGAACGGGGCCCGGCAGACUCCACCUCUUCUUGCCCCAAGCAGCAGCAGCCGCCCCCGGAGAGGAACCUGCCCCCGGAGACACCCUGCGAGGUGAAGGCCCUUUGCCACCACAUCGCCACGGAGGCCGGGCAGCUGAGCUUCAAGAAGGGAGACGUCCUGCGCGUGUUGGGCAAGGUGGACGCCGACUGGCUGCGGUGCCGCCGAGGAGCAGAGAGCGGGCUGGUGCCCAUCAUGUACGUCACGCACAUGGAAGACGAGGACUAUUGACGGGACGGGGCGCGAGGCCCCGGAAGCACAGCCCCCCCCGCCUGCUCCGGCCAGCCGCCCGGCGGAGCGGUGGUGGACAAGACUUGCCUUCUCCCUCUCCUGUGCCCUGCUCCGUGGGGGCGGCCGGCAGGGGGGCCGUGUUGCCCAGCACCAUCGUGCAUGCUCUCUCUCGCGCUCCGUCUGGGACCCCAUGGUGCCCCCUCUCUCCUCUCCACCAGCUCCAUCUCCGGCCUUCAUCCCGUGUCAACAUGAGGCUGCAGGGACCGAGACAGCCGGGGUUCGACGGGGCGGCCUGUGUCCAGCCACAGCCCCCAGCAUGCACUGCUCCUCUUCCAUCGGUGCCUGCGGGCGGGGCGGGGUGGGGGGCCUCUGCUGCCGGUCGCCGGAAGCUCUGCUCUAGAACUCUGUGCUGACUUAUACUAACACAAGGACGGUGCCGCGGGGGCCCGUGGGAGCUGGGCAGGGCGGGGGCCCGUGGGAGUCGUCCAGCCAGUGUCUGUGUCUGUGUGUCGUGGUUUGGUGGCAGUCGACAACUGUUCUGUGGUAGAAGUAGCGGGUUUGUGGGAAUUGCCCCCCAUCGAGGGAACUGGGGGUUUAGGGGGGAGUGGCGGUAUGGGGAUGGGGGAGGGGACAGUGCUUCCAGCCAGAGUGGGCCAGUAACCCCCCCCCCCUCUUUCUGGGCAAAUGGCUAUGGUUUUUAAGGUGUUUAAAAGUGACGGACAAGCACAGCAGCGGGAGGGCCCUGGAGGCCACCGGCCCGGUGGAACUGCCUGCCACGUGAUUUUGAAGGAGGGUCUUCCGGGGGGUGGGUGGGAGUCAUUUACUUCUGUGCUGUGUUCCAUGCCCACUUAGGGGACAAGUUGUGUAUGGAGGGGGGGGGGCAGCCCUCAGACACACACACCCCCGGUCUCAGUGUAGCUAACGCGACAGUAUUAUGGCCGAGGCCAGCCAGUGCGUAGCGUCUGGGCAGGGGCCUCCCCUCCCCCCCCCGCCGGUCCCUGCCCGGGGCGCCUCUGACCUUGCAAGGUUUGCUCCUCUGUGUCCAUAUGGCUCUUGCAGAGAUGGCGCCACUAUUUAAUUUGUACUUUUGGCGUUAGAACAGGGUGUCUCGCCUUUAUUUAUUUCUUUAUUUAUGAUGCACAUUAAUUAAAAAAGAAGGUGCUG